Molecule: messenger RNA, 4644 nt
Organism: Varanus komodoensis (Komodo dragon)
Lineage: Eukaryota; Metazoa; Chordata; Lepidosauria; Squamata; Varanidae
Gene: OSBPL5
Product: oxysterol binding protein like 5
Exons: 22
Coding region: 426-3065 (879 amino acids)
Biological process (GO): phospholipid transport
Cellular component (GO): membrane; intracellular membrane-bounded organelle; cytosol
Molecular function (GO): sterol binding
Source: RefSeq, a predicted model, not a curated record
CAGGUCCUCCGGAUCGGCCGCCGCGCCACCGCCGCCGCGCCUCGAAGCAAGAGCCCGGCGGGGCGGCCCCACUCGGAGGGCUCCGAGCGAGGCGCCUGGCGCGAGUGGCGGAGCGCGACCUCCUAGCGGGGCAGCCCGCGCAUGGCAGCGCUUGGGGGAAAGUGACACUUCGCGGGAGGGAGGAGGACCGAGCCCGGAGAGCCUCCUGCGCGGCGGAACAGACGGGGACGCGAGCUCGGCUUGCCCGCCAGGAGAGCAUCAUGACAGACGCGCCGGGGAGAUGCUCGCGGGGGAACUUUUGACUAUGGUGAGGAGCCGCGUCGCAGCAUGGGGAACGCGCUGCUCUGAUCGCCGGCAGGAAUUGGGGCGAGGGGGACCUCGGGCUGCCGCUGCACGCUUCGGAGAAAACCCCUGCAGCACAUGCCAUGAAGGAAGAGAAUUUUCUUCGGCGCAGAUUCUCACUCUGCCCUGCUGCAUCCACUCCUCAGAAAAUUGAUCCUCGCAAGCUGACCCGGAACCUGUUUUUUGGGGCCGAUAAUGAGAUCUACCCAAUCAGCCCAGGGAAAGACAUGGAAGGAAACAGCUUGUCCAUGCUGAAAGAUGAGAUUCCUCAGACCCCGAACUCUGCUAAUAAGACGGAGUACAAACUCUGCAAUGGCUCUGAUAAAGAGUGUGUAUCUCCUACUUGCAAAAACAACAAGAAAGAGACAUUGAAGGUGCAAAAGAAGAAUUACAGGCAGGAGAAGAAAAGAGCCACCAAGCAACUCUUCAGUGCUUUGAAAGACCCCAGUGUGGUCAUUAUGGCAGAUUGGCUCAAGAUUCGCGGAACUCUGAAAAGCUGGACCAAGUUGUGGUGUGUGCUGAAACCUGGAGUGUUGCUGAUCUAUAAAACACCCAAAGUGGGACACUGGGUGGGCACCAUCUUGCUGCACUCUUGCGAACUGAUUGAGAGACCCUCCAAAAAAGACGGCUUCUGCUUCAAGCUUUUUCAUCCUUUGGAUCAAUCCAUUUGGGCGGUGAAGGGUCCAAAGGGAGAGAACGUGGGUUCAAUUACACAGCCUCUUCCAAGCAGCUACUUGAUCUUCAGGGCAGCUUCUGAAUCAGAUGGCCGGUGCUGGUUGGAUGCCCUGGAACUGGCCUUGCGCUGCUCCAGCCUCUUCAGACUAAGUGCAUCCAAGCAAGGGAAGGAUGGAGAUCUGAAUUGCUCGACUGAUUCUUCACAUGCUGGGCUCUACAACCUACUACACACAGCUACGAUCUCGGAUCAGGAGCUUUUCCAUCUUAACGAAUCAGCUCUGGAGAACCAUCACCUGGAGAAUGAUGCUUUUUCAGACAAAUCUGAAAGAGACAACAACGAUGAAUCUGAGAAUGAGAUGCAUGAGAACAGCCGGAAGACCAAUGAGAGUGAAAGUGAUCAGUCUGAAAUCCAUGGAGAAUUGUCCCAGGAGAAGAAGGGGACAACUUACUUAGAGCAGAACUAUGAAGAAUUUGGGGAGACGGGUGAAUGCUCUCAAACAGAAACUGUGUCCGAGGAAAAUAAGAGCUUAAUGUGGAUCCUCCUGAAGCAGCUGCGACCAGGCAUGGACUUGUCUCGUGUGGUUUUGCCCACUUUCAUCUUGGAGCCACGCUCUUUUCUCAACAAGCUCUCUGAUUAUUACUAUCACGCCGACCUACUUUCCCAAGCUGCUGUUGAAGAAGAUCCCUAUUGUCGAAUCAAGCAAGUCCUGAGAUGGUACCUAUCAGGCUUUUAUAAGAAGCCAAAGGGAAUAAAAAAGCCAUACAAUCCCAUUUUGGGAGAGACCUUUCGUUGCUGUUGGUUUCAUCCGCAGACAAACAGUCACACGUUUUACAUAGCAGAACAGGUUUCUCAUCACCCUCCUGUAUCGGCCUUUCAUGUCAGUAAUCGGAAGGAUGGGUUCUGUAUAACUGGCAGCAUUCUAGCCAAAUCUAAAUUUUACGGCAAUUCACUCUCAGCUUUAUUGGAUGGACAAGCUAAGCUUACAUUUCUAAGCAGUGGGGAGGAGUACAUCAUUACCAUGCCUUACGCACACUGCAAAGGAAUUUUAUAUGGUACCAUGACAAUGGAGCUUGGAGGGAAGGUUACCAUUGACUGUGAGAAAAGCAAUCAUCGGGCAGAACUGGAAUUCAAAUUGAAGCCAUUCUUUGGUGGCAGCACGAGCAUUAAUCAAAUCUCGGGGAAGAUUAAAUCAGGAGAAGAAGUGCUGGCAAGCCUGGAUGGACACUGGGAUGGAGAAGUGUAUAUAAGUGAUACGAAAAAUGGUAGCACAGAGAUUUUUUGGAACCCAACCAGUGAGGUCCGGAAACAAAGGCUGAAGCGUCACAUUGUGUUGUUUGAAGAGCAAACCGAGUUCGAAUCGGAAAGACUCUGGCAGCAUGUGACUAGCGCAAUCAACAAAGGAGACCAGAACAAGGCCACUCAAGAGAAGUUUGUGUUGGAAGAGGAGCAGCGGAAUGCAGCACGGGAGCGGAAGGAGAACGGGACCGAGUGGAGGCCCCUGCUCUUCUGGCACAACCCUGCCACAAACGAGUGGCACUACAAAUAUGAAGAUUUAAGGCCCUGGGACCCUUUAAAUGACAUUGCCCAGUAUGAAAAGGAUGGCAUACUUCAAACCAUGCAGAGGCGCUUGUCCGAUAGAAUGUCAGCUCACAAGAACAUGUGCAUCAGCAGCCAAGUUGCCCGGCACAAGAGGUCUGCACAUGAUUGUAGGCGGCGUAAAGCCAGUGACCAACCCUCCAACAACAGCCAGAACACUGAAAGUAGCUGUUCAACACCGGAGUCUGUGCAGGAACUUUCAGAUGAUGAUGGUUUUGGAAGUCCAUGUACUCAGUGUGGGAAAGAAAACAACCAUUUGAAGGAAAUUCACACUGCUGUCUUAUCCCUCCAGAGAGCCCAACAGGAUAUACACAGGAACCUCACUGCUCUGAACAAAAAAUCCCUCUACAGGAAGGCCUCAUCAGAAAGUCUCUUCCUGGACUCUCGCUGUUGGUUUCUUCUGUGCAUCUUUCUAACGUGUCAGCUCUUCAUUAACUACGUGUUCAAAUAGAAGCACUGCAUUUGGCAGCAAUAAAAGUGACCAGCUGCAAGAACAAGGAGACUGAAUUGCAAGGGGCCCACCUGAGGCACCAAGCACUUUAAUGCCUACGCAGCCAGGGGCGGAAGGGAGAACAAGGUUAACCAGGGAACCUGCAAAGUUUUGUUCUUCAGAUUAAUGUCAUUGCCUUUUUACAUGUACAUCUACAAGGACCUCUUUACCUGUAUGGGCCUUAAUGCUAAAGCCAAAUGUAGCUUUAAUUGUGCAAUUUUGUUUUCUAUGUCUUGUCAUUUUCUGAUGCAACUAAAUUUUACCAACCAGUAUUGGAGCCCCCAUUAACACUAUAGACAUUUACUUGUUUUUUCAAAAUGGUUCCUAGUGGCUUGUUUUGUAGCUCUUCUGUGACCGGGGGGGGGGGGGGGCAUUUUGGCAUCAAUCCAGAUACAGAAAGGAACAUCAGGCAGCCAUUGAAAAUUAAGCCAAUUGGGUAUAAAUAGCACAGCUUCUCCUUGGAUAUUUUCUUUAGUGCUCUCAUGUACCACAUCCUACGAGGAGCACAUCACACUCCAUUCCACCAAGACUGUAAAUAUGCAUGAUUUCUUAGAGCCUGUCCUAUUUAGGAGAUAUGAGGCCUCUCGUUCAAAACCAGUGAAGCCCCAAACUAAGUCCAUUGGGUCAAACAUGCCAGUUGAUGAAUCAUUAUGUUUGUUUGUGUCUGCACACAUGAGCACAGAGAGAGAGAGAGAGAGAUAGGGAGAGAGUGAGAGAGUGAUUGUUUUUACAUUGAUUAAAACACACACACACAUUGUAUAAAGGAAUGCCUCCGAAAUGUACCAUUAUUCUAAAAUGGGUGGACAUGGGUAUAUAAGCACUUCUGUAUAUAGGUAAUUUUGUACAUCACAAAUCACUGCAGUACUGGGAUUCACUGGGUUUAUCUUGUGAUGUAGGAGAAUUUCUUGUCCAUUGAUGCAAAUGCAUACAGGGUACAUCCAUGAGCAGGUGUAAACAGUUGCUCGUAUGUCCGCUGGAGCGAUCCCUUGCAAUAUGUUGGUUUGGCUUCCCUUGCUUUGCAUCAAGGGGCAGCGGCUUUUUAGUAUGACAGAGGGCACCACUCCCCUGCGUAGGGCUGAUCCUGUGAUUGUGUGAAAGCACCCUUUGUAUGUUGUUUGCUCUUAGGUACAUUUAAAGGUUAACGGUCAGGAAUAGUAAGGGUUUGCCACUGCAUCUUUUGACUCUGUUGAUAGUCUUCCUAUUUUUACACCAUUUUUAAAAAAUUUGCAAUAUUUUAUGUAGACUCACAGUCAGUACUAAGCCUUUCUUUUCUGGCCUGAAGUAGUUCAAAGUGGUAAGUACUGCUAUAUAUAUAUAUAUAUAAAUAUAAAAGAUAUUAUAUGUAUAUAUAUAUACACACACACACACACACACACAAACAUACACAGCCUUAAAAUAUUUAGUGGCGGUGCCAGUCUGGGCUAACUUUCAGUGUAAAUGUUUCCAGAUUUUUAAUUACAUUCCUUGUGAUGUUCCCCUGUUAGGGGAAAAUUUGUUUGUGCUUGAUAUGUUGAAAUAAAUUACACAACUUUCACUUACA